Messenger RNA from Cutaneotrichosporon cavernicola, 1320 nucleotides. RefSeq lists its product as uncharacterized. NCBI's taxonomy places the organism in Eukaryota, Fungi, Basidiomycota, Tremellomycetes, Trichosporonales, Trichosporonaceae. The transcript has 9 exons. The record is from RefSeq and is a predicted model, not a curated record. Bases 1 to 1320 code for a protein of 439 amino acids.
AUGGCUCCAUCUGCCCGCGAGAAGGAACUUGAGCGCCAGGCGUUCUACCGCCAGUUAGGUGAGACAGCCAAGCUCAGCAACACUUUCGUCAAUCCCAAGACAUCGAAUAGCCAGAAUUUCGUCGGGGGUUCGAACAGUCCUCUUGCUGAUCAGGCCGCACGCCAUACUGCUCCUCCCAUGGCGCCUCACCCCAUACGCUUCGGCCCAGGGACAGUCAACAAUCUCACUGCCGAAGCGGCACGUCUACAGAAGCAUGACAUCAGCUACCCAUACGCACACCAUCCCCAACCUGCACCUCAAACCCCGCCCCACGCUUCUCCUUAUACAUUCGUGUACUCUUCGCCACAGCUUGCACCAAGUGUGUACGAGCCUCAGGCUCUCUCGAGCAGACAUGAGGCCCGCGAGUGGGAGCAGGCUGCGCCGAGGAUGCAAGUCCCUCAGGGUGACAUCCAAAGCUUCAUCGCCACUGAAAUUCAGCGCAUCAUGGGGCAGCAAGUUCACAAGUCUAUACAGCCGCCACAGGCUCAGCUCAUGAGUGACGAGGAGCGCAGCUCCCUCCUUGCAUAUGCGGAGCAGUGCAAAGCGGAGAGAGACGAGGUCCGAGCGCUUCACCGCAUCGCCGAGGGGAAAGCCGACAGCGCGAUCAAGCACCAGUCGCAAAUGGCCAAGAACAUAACCCAUCUCGAGCGCAAACUCACCGACUCUGAGAAAGCGUUAAACAGCGAGCGCGAAGCUAACAGGAGUCUCCGCCGUCGCAUUGACGAGGCCGAGUCCAAGUCUCGCAAGGAGCUCGACGAGACCAAGAAGCGGUUCAACAACGCCCUUAACGAGAAACACAACCUCAACGAACGUCUUUCACUCGCCAACGUUGAGAAGGAGAAGAGCCAGGACAAGGUCAAGAUGAUGCGGUUCGACAAUAAGGCGCUCGAUGUGCAGAACGCCGAGCUGCGGCGGCAAAAGAUCGCUCUCGAGCACCAGAACACGAACGUCGCCAACCAGAAGGACGACCUCGCUCGUCAGCUUGUCGCAGUUGAGGCGCAGCUUAAGCAGGCACUCCGCCAUAAGGCGAAGUACACACAGGUUGGCCAAGUUGAGGACCAGAAUGAACUGAUGAGCAGGAGUGCGACGACAUGCGCGUACAACAUGCACGGGUCCGCUGUCACCGACCCGCUCCUCAAUCUCACGUCUCCUCAACACUCGAGCCAUAACCAGGCGGCCAACUCGGCAUCUGCCAUGAAGCUUGCCCAAGUCCUCCACGAGCUGCAGGUCGCCUCGGCCACCAGCGACCCCUACCAGGAGCUCGGGUCGGUGUUCAAAUAA